Molecule: messenger RNA, 1951 nt
Organism: Carassius auratus (goldfish)
Lineage: Eukaryota; Metazoa; Chordata; Actinopteri; Cypriniformes; Cyprinidae
Product: HORMA domain-containing protein 1-like
Exons: 15
Coding region: 210-1283 (357 amino acids)
Source: RefSeq, a predicted model, not a curated record
AGUCUCGCGCACGGUCGGUGGAAUUACAGUUUAAAAAAGUCGGUUGCGAUAAAAUCGGCCAGUAUAACGUUACUUGUUAUCAUCAGUUUUAUAUCAUUAAAUACUAGUAGAUAUUUGUUGUUCUUUAACACAUUUUUUAAGUUCUUUAUUGUCAACUUUAUCUGAUGCUAUUUUUUUGGGCUUUUUACUGGUGAUCUGUUACAAUCAUCAUGGCAUGUGAACAGAAACUUCGCCCUUUUCAGAGCUGUCAGAUGCUGCCUGAUGUAGUGUCCACCGAACAGCAGUCACUGGUGCUUGUGAAGAAACUUUUAGCCAUUGCUGUCUCAAGCAUCACUUACCUCAGGGGUCUUUUCCCAGAAAAGGCCUAUGGUCGCAAAUAUGUUGGAGAGCUGAAAGUCCUUAUACUGCGAGAGCAUAGCUGCCCUGGUGCUCAGCAGAUUGUGCAGUGGUUGCAGGGCUGUUUUGAUGCACUUCAAAGAAGAUAUCUACGAAUGGUUCUUCUAUCAGUUUACUGUGAUCCAGACAAUCCACAGAAAGUGACUGAAUGCUACCAGUUUAAAAUCAAUUACACAGAGAAUGGACCUCAGAUGGACUUUGAGAGCAAAAAUGGACAGAGUCUGACUAAAAUGGCCUGUGACAACACCCAGAAAUCCAGUAUGCUGCUAGUGCGCAAGCUUUACAUGCUGAUGCAAAAUCUUGGCCCGCUGCCUGACAACGUCUGCCUCAACAUGAAACUCUUCUACUAUGAUGAAGUGACCCCUCAGGAGUAUCAGCCACCUGGCUUCAAGGACGAUGACAAUGAGACUUUGAUAUUUGAGAAGGAACCAGUAAAUCUGACCAUGGGAGAGGUGGUCACACCUUUUCAUAGUCUCCGAAUGAACGUCACCACUGAGCGCAAGAGACUUGAGCCGUUUGAUGAGGAGGAGGAAGUAUGUGUGAGUACAAAAUGGUCUUUGAAAAUGUUUGAAGAUGGAAUGAUGUCUGAGACCUCUGUUCAGCAGGAGUGUAUGACAAAGGAGAAAGUCAUCACUGAUGCUGGCAUUGAAUACUCAGAAACUCAGGAACACUCCCAACGGGCUCACAGAAGCAGCAAGGAGGAUCUUGACAUAACAAAUGAAAAGAUGGACAGUCUGGUAAAGAAAACUGCUGAUCUUAAGGUGAACGCAAGGAAGACCAGGAGCGGACGCAUCUUUGAACCUCAGAUCUCUCAGUUAGAGUUCCCUCUGAGCCAAGAUCCCCAGCCAUCUGCCCCGAAGAAACGCAAAGUCAGUGUACCUAAAUAACAUUGACUUGUACAGUCACACAGCAACAUACUAACACGUGCUGUUUAUUUAUUUUUUUGAUUCAUUCAGUUGAAGAAAUGCAUUGUUAACAAGUUUUAUGGUUCAUUGGCGUGUGAUAACUUGAGGAGUGCACAAAUUAAUUUUGUAUUUUGUUAUUUAUGUUAGUUUUCUAUUAGAUCAAUUUAUGCCUAGAAAUGUUAAGUAGCAUGACAAAACCGUAGUCACUGCAGCUGCAGUACCAUGUACAAAUGUAACCAGUCCACUAGAUGGCAGCAUGUACUGUGCCAGAGUAUAUUAAAACCCUGAUUCCAAUGAAAUAACAUGCAGCCCUGAUUUAGUAAAGCAGACAGUUAUAUGUAUGUACUUGAACCUGAGUGAUAUAAUAAAUAAUUAAUUUUAGAAUGUAUGUCUAGAGAAGUACAGAUAUUAGAUUAAUUUGAACAGAAAACUAGAUUUGGCUUUGUGUCCUGAUGCUGUUCUUUACAGCUAAGCAACAUAACAUCUUCCCAGUGAAACGGAGAAUUUGUUGAAUUGUCUAAAUAUAUAAAAAAUUAAUCUAUUAAAGUAUUAGUAAUAUUUGUCUGAUGUAAAGUUGUGAAUAGUGGCCUGAAUCUUCCUGUAUUUUGCACCUGCAACAAGCUUCUUGAAGAUAAAUCAGCUUUUUGAAA